CUGUCUUCCUCGGUGAAAUCGCUUCGGGUCUUCCGCUGCUCCGCUCAGCUCAUCUCAACCCUCUCGCGAUCAUGUCAGGAAGGACGAGCAAUCGAUCGAUGCAAGCAUCAUCAUCCGAAAUUGUCCACAAACGAGAAAAGCUGGAAUUAGACCUUCCUCCAGAGCUUUUAGAAAAAAUCAUGUCUUCGUUAUGCUCUGGGGACAGAGCUCGAGCUAGCUGUGUGUGUCGAAAAUGGCGAGACAUAGCAAAGUCUCACAAAAAGACAAACCGGCCUCCGAUGAAUGUGCGUAUCCGAACAAAUGAUGAUUUUUUUGAUAUCUGCGACCUUUCUCGCUGCCUAUCAAAUAUGAUCAUGUCUCCUAAUCGACUUCGAGGCAUAGUCAGUUACGCCAAGGAUGGUUGGAUGUUGUUCUAUGAUGAUGAUGAUGCCCACGUGAUUAAUUUCUACAAUCCUCAAUCAAAUGAGCAUUUUGAACUUCCCAAGAUGCUACAUUUUUCGAUCCGUAUGGCUGCAUUCUCAGCCCCUCCAACGUCACCAAACUGCACGGUAUUUUUGCUGCCCCGUACUAUCACGGCUGGAUCUCCUCCUGAUGUCAUUAUUUGGCGCCCGGGAGACACGGGGUGGACUAAUGUUGAGUACGAUACCAAACAUCCAUCCAUCACCUCCAAUUGGAUGAGCAUCGUGGCUCACAAUGGCAACUUUUAUUGUAUGAACAUCCAUGGCUAUAUCGGGGAGUAUGAUCCAGGAAAAUGUGGUUGGAGGGCUCUUCCCUACGAGUCCCUCGGAUGCGCUCGAUAUGUCCCCUUGUGUCGGUGGAGGAAAAGCAUGUUCUUGGCAAUGUAUGAUGCCAAAUUCUUUCUAGUGCGCACUUGGGGUGUGGCGCAACCCCACGUCUACAAGUCGGAUGGAAUCAGCUGCACGUGGAAGAAGGUAAGCCACUUAGACGGGAUGACCUUUUUCGCGAGCGCCACGACAUCCCUCAUCCGGGAUGAUCUCCCCGAUGUGAUGAAGAAUUGUAUUUAUUUCCCCGAGCGUGUGGACAAUGGGAGGCACUGCCUUGUCUAUUCCAUGAAACUCAAGAAGUUCUAUAGGGAAUCGCAAAGGUUGAAGCAGUUGAAUAUGGAAUUUCUCGGCGAUGUAUGGAUGGACCUCGGCGGCGAAGAAGUCCCGGAGAUGAAAGAAAGGGACGACAUUGACCGUAUGAAUAGGGAUGUGGCGGCAGCAUUCGAGCGGAUGCAUAUUAAAGCAUUUGGAUCAAAGCUCGUUGCUUAG
Messenger RNA from Andrographis paniculata, 1274 nucleotides. RefSeq names its product F-box/kelch-repeat protein At1g57790-like. Gene Ontology annotation, molecular function: protein binding. NCBI's taxonomy places the organism in Eukaryota, Viridiplantae, Streptophyta, Magnoliopsida, Lamiales, Acanthaceae. The record is from RefSeq and is a predicted model, not a curated record. The coding region runs from base 72 to 1274 and encodes 400 amino acids. The transcript is spliced from 2 exons.